AAGCUGCCUUUGGGCUCUGCCACCAUGCCUGCCGACUACAAUGGGACCUGGGAGAUGGUGACAAAUGACAACUUCGAAGGCUACAUGGUUGCUUUAGGUAUUGAUUUUGCAACUCGUAAGAUUGCGAAACACUUGAAACAAACAAAGGAGAUUGUUCAAAAUGGAGACAAUUUUAAAACCAAAACACUCAGCACUUUCAGAAACUAUGAUGUGGAUUACACUGUGGGAGUGGAGUUUGAGGAGCACACCAAAGGACUGGAUAACAGAGUGGUGAAGUCCCUGGUGACCUGGGAUGGUGACAAACUGGUCUGUGUUCAGAAAGGUGAAAAGAGCAACAGGGGCUGGAAGCACUGGAUUGAAGGAGACAUCCUGCAUCUGGAACUGACAUGUGAAGACCAGGUGUGUCAUCAGACGUUUAAGAAGAAGAACUAA
Molecule: messenger RNA, 432 nt
Organism: Camarhynchus parvulus
Lineage: Eukaryota; Metazoa; Chordata; Aves; Passeriformes; Thraupidae
Gene: RBP2
Product: retinol binding protein 2
Exons: 4
Coding region: 25-432 (135 amino acids)
Biological process (GO): fatty acid transport
Cellular component (GO): cytosol; nucleus
Molecular function (GO): fatty acid binding
Source: RefSeq, a predicted model, not a curated record